CUACCAUAUCAUCAUCCUCCUUUUGAUUUUGCAGCACUGUUCCCGGAAGUAUCAUCAGCCUUGCAGGGUAAAACAUGGACUUUGGAUCAACAAAUUGGUCAUGGCCUUCGGGCACAGACCCGAACGGCCAUCCAAACAGCAGCGCGCAAGCCUCAUCAACCCACGAGACACCGCACAGCUCAUCAUCAGGUUCAUCAGCAUCAAAGCCGAGCUCUCAGCAGCAGCCAAAACAGCGAGCCUACAAACCCCGCACUUGCCGCAUCUGCUUGGAAGUAGUCCAGCCCACCACCGAGAUUGACGAGUCAUUUGCGGCUCGCUUCACCUCAAGAGCCCGCGUUCGAUACUAUUCAGAGGAUCCGGAGCUGGGCCGGUUGAUCAGCCCUUGCAGAUGCAAAGGCACCCAAAAAUACGUCCACGAAGGUUGCCUUCAGCAAUGGAGGCAAGCGUCGCCUUUGUCUGACCGGAACUUUUGGCAGUGUCCUACCUGCAGAUUCGAGUACCGGCUGGAGAGACUGAGAUGGGGCCGCUGGUUGACGAGUACGACGGGAAGCGUGGUGCUCACCGGGGUGGUGUUCAUCUUGGCCGUGUUUUUGUUGGGCUUUGUUGCCGACCCCAUCAUCAACCUUUGGGUCGACCCUUGGGGAAGCGUGGUGGAGACGAUUCACGAUGUCAUCUCAGAUGUCGAGGCUAUGCGCCCGGUUGACGAUGAACCGACGACUUGGUCUUUCCAUUUUCUCAAGGGAUUUCUCUCGCUUGGCUUGCUUGGGUUCUUGAAGACUUUUAUUGCCAUGUCGCCGUGGCAGUGGUUCAACAUUCGUAGUACAGUAGGUGGACGUCGCAGGGGCAGAGACAGAGUUGAGUCGGUCAAUUGGAUGCUUGUGAUGAUUGGCGUUCUCACAUUUCUUGUGGCAGCAUGGAAGUUCGUCCGUCACUUCAGCGCGAGAGUCCUUGAAAAGGCCCGCGACAGAGUUGUUGACAUACAAGAGGAUGAAGACGCCGAUGACGAGGACUACGCAGUGGACGACGAGACGAGGAAAGAUAAGUAA
Molecule: messenger RNA, 1046 nt
Organism: Neurospora tetrasperma FGSC 2508
Lineage: Eukaryota; Fungi; Ascomycota; Sordariomycetes; Sordariales; Sordariaceae
Exons: 2
Coding region: 75-1046 (323 amino acids)
Molecular function (GO): zinc ion binding
Source: RefSeq, a predicted model, not a curated record